Molecule: messenger RNA, 1680 nt
Organism: Seminavis robusta
Lineage: Eukaryota; Bacillariophyta; Bacillariophyceae; Naviculales; Naviculaceae
Source: the annotation of a GenBank genome assembly
AUGGCAGAAUCUCCUAGUAAUAGUAGCAGCAAUCCCACACGUAAUGUUCCUGAGAAGGUGGCACCGGUAUACCAUAGAACCAAGCAGGAGCAAAAGAGAAAGAGUGCCGUGCCUGACGAUCAAGUUGAGAUUAUAUCACUCCCGAGGAAACAAAAGCGGGUGACCCGCUCCCUAACGAAUAUUCAAUCCUUUAUCAAACAGGAAGACUUGUUAGAAGGCAAUGUUUCCUGCCCACGGUGCAAUGCCAUUAUUUGUGUGGCAGAAAAGGGCUGCAAUGUGGCCACAUGCCGCAAUCAUCAUCCCCAAUUCCUAUUCUUCUGCGUACAUUGCAAGGCAAUCUGUAAGGAAGAAUAUUCUACUUGCUCCUGUCCUAAAAACAACAUGAGAACAACUCGUGCACAGGCACAACGAGAACGCAACCGUAAAGCCGAGGAGAAUCCAAUUGAGAUUCUGGAUGAUGACGAUGAUGAUAGCGGCAGAACAGAAGCAAAAGAAGAUGAGGAUGAUGACAACCGUAACAACAACAUCGCUGCUUCCAGUGGAAGCCAGAGUACAGGUACCCGUCGAUCAACGCGGCAUAGUAACAGCACGGCAAAGGCAGGUGCCAAAGACGAGGAAGACGGCUGCAUUUUUGCUUCCACUGCCCGGAAGCGUACCGGUACACCUAUCCGUCGCUCCACUCAGAAUACAACCCCGUCAAAGGCGAAUGGUGACAUUGAAGAGGACGAUACAACAUCUGCCCAGGCACCGAGAGAACGUAACCGUUUAGCAUGUGAGAAUUCAAUUGAGAUUCUGCACGAUGAUAGCAAUGUACACGAUGGCAAUUGCACCCGGAAUAUAGCUAGUGAAGCCAAUCAGGAGGCAAAUUCACAGUGUGGCAAAGAAGGAUUUCAAGAAUCAGAUAAACUUGUAGAGGAGAACUUUGCUGGGAUAUCCAACGAAGUGAGACCGGAAAGGAUAGUGGAGGCUAGAGCUGAACGGUCUAGAGACUCAGUGCAGCCUCGUUUUCCGGGCACACUGAUUGGUUCAGAGAAUUUCAUACUAGUUUCCACAAUGAAUUUGUUCACACCCUGGAAAGAUGAAGAUGGCAAAGCUUGUCAAGACGUGCAAAUCUUGGUCUACCAUUGCUUAUCCAACAAGAAGACUGUACUCCAGUAUGUAUCCAAUUCUGGACAACAAGGAAGUGGAACAACUGAUGGUCGGGGGCGCUUCAAUCUUAAACUGUGUAGGUUGGAAAUGAAUAGGCCUGGAAACAAGUUUAAUGGCGCCAAUGGAAGACUUUUUGGUAUGGACAGCAAGCUUAUUGAAGUCCACACUGGAAGACGCGUUUACCCAGCUGACGACAAGAAGCAAUCAGAAACAGUGAUUGAUGUGCGAGACUACAAGCUGGUUUCUGUAAAGGAAAACUUGUUCACACCUUGGAAGGAGAGAUGGGACAGCUUUUCUCGUGACCUGCCCGUCUUGGUCUAUGAGCGGAUCUCGGACAAUCGCAUUGUACUUCGAUAUCUGACUGGGGCCAAUGCCAACGAUGACGAAUAUGAAGGCCUUCUGGAAACUGAAAAGUACACGUUGAAAAUGGAUUGGCCUGGAGCAGAGUUUGAUGGCGCCAAUGGGGUACUUUUUGAUGCGAAUGGCAAGGUUAUUGAUGUUCACAUUGGAAAGCGCUUCUACCAUGAUUGA